Molecule: messenger RNA, 1626 nt
Organism: Clonostachys solani
Lineage: Eukaryota; Fungi; Ascomycota; Sordariomycetes; Hypocreales; Bionectriaceae
Source: the annotation of a GenBank genome assembly
AUGGGUAUCACAGACAGCCUCCAACGAUCAUCUGCUGCCACAUACGUGCGAGCUAUCAAAGAAGCUCCUCGUCAUGUUAUCCUGAACCGCCCUUUGUGGACCAGUGCCUUUUUGUACGCCCUCGCAGGCAUGCCCAUGACUUGGGAGCAAGGAGCGUCAGCUGUUGUUCCUACUCUUCCUGGAUUCCAGAAACAGUUCAACAUCAAAUCUGGAUCAAGUGCGGCCGAUAUCUCCACCUAUGUCUCCAUCAUCUAUGUCGGUUACGCCAUUGGGGCCGCCGUAUCCUUUUUCAUCAACGACUACAUUGGCCGCAGAUGGGCCUACCGACUCUACACGCUCCUUUUCAUCGUUGGCCAGAUCAUGACCAUCUUCGCACUUGAUAUGGGGACUCUCAUUGGUGCGCGUAUCGUCACUGGUAUGGGCAUUGGUUCCCUCAGUGUUAUUGGACCCAUGAGCAUCGUCGAAAUAUCUCCCAAGGAGAUUCGUGGUCUUCUGACUUCCUGGUACACUGUGUCCAUGGGUGUUGCCUUGACUGUUGCCAAUUUCUGUGUCCUCGGUGUCUACAAGCAUGUGCCAGUAGGCAAGUUGCAGUAUCAGAUCCCACCAAUUGCAAUCUCUUCAUUCAUGUUUCUCUGCAUUGCCGCUAGUUUUCUCGUCUCGGAAUCGCCCAGGUGGCUCAUCAUGGUCGGGCGCAAAGAAGAAGCUAUUGAAACUCUUACUAGCCUACGUUGUCUGCCUGCAGACGACGAGCGAGUUGUCCAGGAGGUAGCGGACAUAGAAUCUUCCAUCACCUCAGCUCAGGGCGACAUCGGGGGCAGGUCCAACUUGUGGGUGAUUGCCAAGGAGACCUUCACUGUCAGCUCCAACCUCCGUCGUCUCCAGCAGGUCUUGGUCUCAUACGCGCUGGCCCAGCUCUCGGGUGCAAACUCGGUUACGAGCUACUUUAUCCCAAUCAUGAAGCUCUUGGGAGACAAGGCUGAUACCGAACGAAGUAUCUUUCUUAGUGCCAUGUAUGGUUUCUCGAAGCUUUGCUUCAGUUUGAUCGCUUCAUUUUUCUUUAUCGAUAUCCUUGGACGCCGCCGUUCCCUCUUCAUAGGCAUUACGGCCCAACUUCUCUCUCACAUUUACAUUGGCGUCUUUAUCAAGUUUCAGCAAGAGGGUGAAACCUCGACCGCUGCUGGUCAGACUGCGCUCGCAGCUCUUUAUAUCCACGCGUUUGGAUAUGCGGUUGGUCUUUUCAUAUUGCCAUACGUCUUUGGUGGCGAGCUUUGGCCCAACAGAAUUCGCUCCUUUGGUGGAGCGGUAGGCCAGACCUUCCAUUGGCUAUUCAUCUAUGUCGUCAAGUUCUCCAUUCCGUCCUUGUUAGAAUCUACAAACAACUGGGGCGCUUUCCUCUUCUUCGCUGGAUGGUGCUUCUUGGGCCUAAUCUACGUUUACCUCUUGGUGCCAGAGAUUGCAGGUUUGAGUGUCGAAGAAGUCGACAGAAUCUUUGAAGGCUCGUGGCUAAAUGCUAUCAAGCUGAGCAAGAAGAGCCGCAUCGGGGUCAUCGAGGCUGUAGAAGAUGGCAGAGCGGGUGGCGAUGACGGAAAGCUCAGUGAUGAUCAGGUACAAGUCAUAAAGCUCUGA